UGAAAUGAUGUUGAAAAUUUCCCUUCCCAGUUUGUCAGCUGUUUUUAAGCAUGUUUUCAGUCAAAUGUUUAUUUGUUUACAUUGACCUGUCACUUGAAAGGUUUUUUUUAUGUUGGGACUUGCUAAGAGGCGAUUAACGAAAUUUACAUAACAUUAAAACCUGUUCGGAAGUAACUUAUUAAAUUAUGUUUGUUAUUGGAUGAAGAAUGUUACGUAUACAUUUCUGUGGUCGCUUGGAUAAUCACGGGGCUUUAGUUCGAGAAACGCAUGACGUUUGAAAAGUGUUAACACAUGUUUAUGUCAAAAAUUUGUCCGCCAUGACCUUGGUGUAACGUGUUAUAACUUCAGUUUGGAGAAGUGUAAUGUCUUGAGUGGUUGUCGAGGAUAAGUUCGGGAUGUCUGCGGCCGACGACUUGAGCGCGCCCUUCGAGCUCGCGUCUCCGGCCUUCGCGAUGUACCAGCUGCUGAAGGAGCUGUGCCUGAACAACGCCGAGUUCUUCCGGCGCGACGACAGCGAGGGCGGGCAGCGCCUGCACGCCGGCUUCCUGGCCGUGGGGGACCACGUGGGGCUGGUGGCGCCCCUGGUGCACCGGCUCCGGAGGGUCGCGCCCUCCUUCGACUUCAACUCCAGCACCCCCGGCAACGGCUACCGCAGCUUCAACUCCGUGGUGGACAUGUGCGUGGUGCACGGCGUGAAGCUGUGCCGCCAGAUCUGCGACGGCAGGGACUCCUUCCUGUUCCGCAAGAGCCACUACGCCAAGGAGGUGGAGGCCUGCGGACACCUGCUGGCGUCGCUGGGCUCCUGCCUGCAGCUGCUGCAGACCAUGCUGUCCUGGGGCCGGCCCGGGGAGCUGUUCAGCCCCGAGGCGGAGAACCACACGGCCGAGGAGCUGCUCAGGCACACCGAGGCCAUCAACAUGUACUGCUUCUACGGCCGCUGCCUCGGCUUCCAGUACUGCGAGAGCAUGCAGAAGAUACUGAAGACCAUCUCCAUCAUGAUGGCGUCGUUCAGCGAGCUGUACUACAGCAGGCCGGGCCUGCUCUCCCAGGCCACCGCCACCCUGGUCACAGGGGGCAGGUACCUGCUGGACCCGGAGCUGAGGGCACGGCGGCUGGUCAACAUCUCGCAGUACGCCACCGUGGACUUCUGCAAGUCCUUCUGGCUGCUCUCCGAGAUGGAGCUGCUGGGGCGAGUGCCCGGGAUGGUGUGCCCCGCGGUGGCUGUCAACAAGGUGAUCUCGAUCCCGCCGGAGCCGCUGGAGCACGCCCGGCCAGACGGUUCACGGGUCGCCGUGCCCAUCCCCGACGCCCACAUCGGCACGGCGCCCGUGCAGGCGCGCCUGCUGUCUGCCGCGCGGCGCGAGGGCAUGGAGAUGGGGGAAGGGAGAGACGCCCGCGGACAGCCGGUCCUCCCGCCCUCGUCCGCGCUCGUGAUACACUGCCACGGCGGGGGCUUCGUGUCCCAGAGCUCGCACUCCCACGAGAUGUACCUGCGCGAGUGGGCGUGCCAGCUGGGCGUGCCCGUGCUCUCCGUGGACUACUCCCUGGCCCCGCGCGCCCCCUUCCCGCGCGCCCUGCAGGAGGUGCUGUACGCGUACUGCUGGGCGCUGCACAACGCCCACCUGCUGGGCUCCACCGCCGAGAAGGUGGUGCUGGUCGGGGACUCGGCGGGGGCCAACCUGAACCUGGGCGUGGCCAUGAAGUGCGUGGAGCUGGGCCUGCGGCGGCCGGACGGGCUGUUCCUGGCCUACGUGCCGGUGCUGGUGUCGUUCCUGCCGUCGCCCUCGCGCCUGCUGUGCAUCAUGGACCCCCUGCUGCCCUUCGGCUUCAUGAUGCGCUGCCUCAAGGCGUACGCCUGCCCGGGGGACGGCGCGGGCUCCCCCCGCUCCUCGGCGAGCGGCAAGGACGACACGGAGUCCUUCGAGGAGGUGUCGGAGAGCGACCUGCUGGAGCUGGCGGCCCACAAGAGUGCCGUGUCGGGGGGUGGCUCCGACACGCUCACCACGGUGUCCCUGGCCUCGCUGGGGUCGCGGCCUGAGGCGGACCAGAGCCCUGAGGAGCCCGCGUCUGCGCGGCCCGAGGCGGACGGCAUGCUGGACCGCUACGUGCUGCGCUGCGACACGGACUCGCAGGGCCGCGAGGUGCCCGUGCUGACGACGGAGCCGGGCGGGGACGAGCAGGUGUUGUUCGAGGCGCCCUGCGAGCCCGGCCUGUCCGCCCGCCUGGGCCUCGCCGUCUCCAGCCUCACCAGCAGUGUGGCCAACACGCUGGGCCUGGCGUCCAGCAGGAAGCCCGCCGCGUGCUGGCAGCCGAGGGAACAUACAGCCGGCAGCCGGUCGCCCGUGGCCCAGCUGGAUGCCCUGCACCACCGCAGCCCCUCGGAGGAGUUCCAGUUCCAGGUGCCCAAGGACCCGUACUUGUCCCCGUACUAUGCCAGCGACGACGUUCUGCGCCAGCUGCCGCCCACGUCCAUCCUGUCGCUGCAGCUGGACCCGUGCCUGGACGACUGCGUCAUGUUCGCCAGGAGGCUGGACCGCCUGGGCUGCCGCGUCUCCCUGGACGUGGUGGACGGCCUGCCGCACGGCUUCCUCAACUUCUCCGCGUUCAGCAAGGAGGCGCACGGCGGGUCCAUGCUGUGCGUGAAGCGCAUCCGGGACCUGCUGGGACUGGCGCGGCAAGGGGACGGCGUGCAGUAGCGUGCGUCGCUCCAGAGAGCCCGACACUGCCCUCUGCUGCCGGCACUUCCUUUCAUACUUUGUUCAUUCUCAGGCUUCCAGGAAAAUAAGUCAAGCUUUACGAGAAAGAUUGGGAAUUGUAAAUUUUUAACUUACUAGUAAAAUAAAGUGCAAAAGAAGUUGCUUCCUUGUUCGCGUACGUCGCUGUUGUGCUGUAGAGCAGCUUGUGGGUGGUGUGACCCUUGAGUCGUGUACCUUCAGUCCUGCUGCUGUCACACGGUUAAGUUCGUGGCUGAACGACUUGUCAGGUCGCCACUUUGCUGCUGUCUUCAGACAUUAAUUGAAAUGGAAGUGUUGAUAAUGCCCAAAGACUUUGAACAUACAGUAGCAGCAGUUCUCUAUACGUAUAUAAAUUAUUUUAGACAUCCAAUUAUGUAUUUUAAUUUUACUGUGAGAUUAAAGAUGAAUGGGAGACAGAAUAUAUUUUGAAAAGAGUUCCACCUUUUGAGUCUCUUGACAGCGGUUGAGAUGUGAAGCCCUCCCCACUGUACGCUAUCGUUUCGGAAGUGUUCAGUCUUGUUCCUUGCAGUGUUUGUUUUACACGCUCACUUUCGACUUUCACCCUCUGUACAUUUAAGUAUAAAACUGUUUAAAUAAUUACCUGUGCAUCAGGACUGGCCAUUGGUUCGAGGUUGGCAACAGCGCAACACUGUCAGCAACUGUCUCUCCCUAUUGGGAGCACCUGGCCAGCGCCCGAUGUUUGUCUUACUGUCUUAUUUUAUUCUUAUAUGAUUCUACAUUUUUCAUGUAGAAAAUGUAUACCUAAAAUUAGACUUCUUACCUAAUGUUUUUAUAAUUUUAGUGCAGUGUAAAUAGAUUAAUACCUUUUUUUUAUAACAAUGUUGCUAUUGGCAGACACAGAAAAUAUUUUCACGUUCUAAAUGGAAUCAUGACAAGUUCCCAUAUAUGUAAUAUAACAUUGUACAUCCGUUAACAUUCUUGCAUAGUGAUGGUUAUUAUUAUACAUCAAGAUGUUUGCAGGUAGCCUGAUUAUUUAAAUUUUGAUGGCUUAGAAAAUAUAACAGCUGAAUAAAUAAAAUUAAAAUAUUUUUUCUUCUGUAUCCUUUUUAUUUUUGAUAAUUAUUAUCUAGUUCAUGUUGACUUGUUUUUAAAACCAGAAAAAAAAAAUGUAUAUAUUUUUUUUUGAAACUAGGGAAUGCUAGUUGCAUGAAGUCUAGUUGUAGGCUGAUUAUUAUCACUGAGGCAUUGCCUCGUGAGUCACUUCAUGGUGGGAGGGUUGCUGGUUCAAGUCCAGUCCUCAGAUUGACUUGGCUGCUGUCGUCAUGAAGGGUCAUUUUCGUAUGUCUUUCUCCACAAAACACUUUUUCUUCACGUGCUUCUUUAUGAUGUUGUAAGUAACAAUCACUAUUAACUUAUAUAAUAUUGCUCCCUACUGCACUGUUAGUGUUUGCAUUGCUAUGGUCAAACAUUUUAACUCUUAUUCCACAACUCUCUUCCCAAGAUAAGGUUCUCAUUUGAGUGAAUAAAUAAAUACUUCUCAAUAAGAAUUAUAAAUAUAAAUAUUUCUGUUAGAACUUGUAAAUACUACAUCUGUAUUGGUGUUAUUUAAUAUUUACUAAUGAUGUUCUGUUUUUGGUGUUUCCAAUGUAACAUUGUAUUUGGAAUCACGAAUGAGUUUCUUUGCUGUGAAAAAUAUUUGCAACUAUAUUUUUGAUAUUGCUGGUGUAUUUUUUAUAUUAAUAUGGCAAUUUGAGCUGUCAGGUUUGCAGGUUUUCGUAUUUGCGAUAACAGCCUCAGGCAAAUGUUUCUUUAUUGUCAUCUAUUUACUGUACGUACUUACCUGAAAGGCUGAAGUAUCACAACACCACUCUAGUUACAUUACUGUUUGAAGUGUCGUCAGAAAGCCCUCUAGCCGAUGCUACGCUGUGUGAUGGAGUGCUUUCUGUUUUUGAAGUGUCUGUACAACUACAGUAAGUCCUCGGUUUACGUCGGGGUUACGUUCCUGAAAACCGCGACGUAAAUAGAAACGACGCAAAAUGAGCCAUAUUUCAUGCCACCGGCCGGCCACGGCCCAAGGUCGGCCGGAAGGGGUAGGAGAAAAUGCUGUGUCGUUGCGGGAUACGUGCGAGAUACGUGGGUGGCCGAGCGGGCGGGCUGGUAGUAUUGCAUCACCGCGCGGAGAGCAGCGGAGAGCAGGAAGCGUCCCUCAUGAUGUAUGAUAAGAUAAGGCGGUGAUCGUGUAGCUUACGCUACAUAGCAUAAAUUAACUACCGAAGGAAACAAAGAAUUAUAAACGAAUUAUAUACGGUGUUUUGGUUAAAAUAAAGAUUUACGGUCAUUGUAAACGACGUUAUUGUGAAUCGGCGACAACUUAAAUUGAAACAUGAGUACUCAAACAUUAGCGACGUUAAUCCGAAACGACAUAAAUCGGUACGACGUAAAUAGAGGACUUACUGUAAUUUCUAUUUCGUAUAGUUUUUUUGCUAAGUUAAAAUUUUUUAUUCAUUUUUACUUUUUUAUGUUUGGUUUUUUUUUUUAAAUUCUGAUAUUAAACUAUUACAUUGUGAAUUGAAUGCACUGUGGAACCAUAGCAACUAUGUGAAAGGUGUAAUGCUAAUGGACAAGUCUAAAUGAUUAAUAGGCAUGAGAGUAAGUAAAGGUAAAUUAGUAGUAACAAGUAGUUAAUAAGUUGUACAUACUCAUUGUUAAGAAACUUGCCCCAAUAGGAGGGUCCAAAUGUUCAGAAUUUCAAACAUAUAUUUAACUUAAAGAGAAAAAAUGAAAGCUUUUUUUAUACAUUUGGCUGGUGAUAAAAAAAGGGGUUUGUUUGUAAAGUCUGUUUACAGACGAUAAUUUAACGUGAUAACGUAAUAAGAAAACAUUGAUGAAAAAUUGCAUACUUUUUAAUUUUCAAAUAUUAUUUACAGUUUUUGCAAAUUUAGUUUUAAUAAUUUGUUUAAAUAUAAUCACAAACAAUUAAGUUAUAGAAAUAAACUGAAAUCAAAUCAAUGUCAAUAAAUUGUUAAUUUGAAAUGAGGAAAUUGGACAAAUAAAUAAAAAUUUUUAAAUUGCUGCUUUUAAAAACCCGCCUUAACCUGUUUGAUAUUUUUUCUCGCACGGCGGUUGGCCGGUUCUUGCACGCUCGGCUCAGGCGGAACGUGACAUUGAGUCAUGCUUUUUCGUGCGUGCAGCCGGCGUUUAUCGAUUUAUGAGACGUUAUCACGUCAAAAUGUCUAUCAGAAAAUAAAUGUUUAGGAUAAAUAAAUAUUCUAUUGAGACGUGGUUGAAAGGUAUUCCUGGCUGUGAGCGACUGCGACGUGGCGUAGCUCGAGUGUUCGCUGGCAGCCAGUGGUCCGCGAGCAAGCACGGCUCCCAUUGGCCGGUGUGUGAGGACCCAGACCAGCCGGGUCGUGUCGCGACGUGCCGUGCAGGCCAGAGGUCUCGCGAGCUGUUGACGUGUCGCGCCGGCUCUGGAAGCUCCGUGCUGAUGUCUUCACCUUGAAACUACAUUUGCGAUUCCUCACUGAAAAUAACAGUUUAGUCAGUAGUUACCCUACUGCUCAUAUAUUGUGGCAACUACAAAAUAAUUUCUCUAUGUCAUCAAAGUGACUUAUUAGCGACAGCAAACUAAAGUCGCCUGUGAUGACCGGUUUUGAUGUUUUGCGGUGUUUGAAACUGUUGAGAUGUUUGGUUCCAGCUUGCAAGACUUCUUGUCCACACUGCAGUUGGAUGUUUUUCAGAAAGUAAAACAAUAAUUUAACUUUAUUUUUGUAUCAAUGUUCUCAAACAUAAUUUGUUUGUUAAAAGAGAAAAAAAAUUAUUCUUGGAGUUUCUCAAGGAAUAAGAAAAUAUUUAGACUUAACAAGGAAAUAUUCUUAAGAAGUGUAUUGUAUUGAAAGACUUCUUUAUGUUUUGUAUGUUAAAUUGUCAAUGUACUGUUUUAAAUAUUCCAACUGUAAUAUAUAUUCUUAGAAUGUAUGUAUUAAUUUUUUUUACUUCCAAGUAAUUUUUUUAAAGAGCCUAUAAUAAUUUUACUGUAUUAGUUGGGACUUAAUAAUUACUCUCCAAUUAUAUACACAAAUAAAAUGUAUAUUCCUUGAAAAACUGUUAUAAUUUUUUUUAAUGCAGUUUAUUUUUAAUGAUGUUAAUUAUAAAUGCCAAUUUGUUUAAAUCAUUGCCUUUCAAGAAUUUGGAACCUAAUUUUUGUAAUAACACAGCAGACGCACGUCUGAAUACCAACAGAUUGAACGACCAGUGCAUCACUGACUUUAACAGGCAGUUAAUCAUUUGCUUAAUAUUAAAUGAUAACUAAAAAUGAAAAGCCCAGAGGGGGCAGGGGGGAACAAACUGUGACGUUAACAUAAAAAAUUAAAAAUAAAGACAAACACACAAACCUGAUUGGCGAACGAGGCACGGUACACUGAGCAUGAUCUACUUACUGUUCACUCUCGCAGGCACCAUCAAAACACAGCAGAGGCAAACACAAUUUUAAGAACACAUUGUAUUAUAAAAAGGCGAGAACUAUCACAUCUCAUUGUGCUCCAAAGAGCAACACACAUCAUUUAAAUGAUAUAAAUAAACCACAGGAAUAUUUAAAUCAUAUUCAAGUGUGAUUUCAUUUUCAUCGAAUAUUACUUCAUAUACUCGCAUAAGAACUAGUGAUGGGUCGUUCGUGAACGAUUCGUACAAAAAGAACGAAUCUUUGAGAGAAUGAAAUCUUGCGAUUCGUUCGCGAUGUAAAGAACCGGCUCUUUGAGAGCCGGUACCUUGAAAGAUUCGGGAGAACGAAAAUGCGGAGAGAACGAGAUGAGAGAACCGGCCACGCGCCCGGUCUGAUUCGUUCGUGAAAUGAUUCAUGACGUCAGGAGUCUGAAGAAUUAGUAAUCACAGCGUGCGCAUGUUCACAAGAGCAAACGAUAACUGAUCAAAUAAAAUAGGGUAACAUGAAAAGUAUCUAUACCUGAAAAUGUCAACUGUUAAGUAGUGGUUUAAAUUUGCUUUUUCACAUUCACAUACACAAAUUUGGAAAUAAAAAACUAAAAAAAAAAAAACCGUAUGAAUUAAAAAUAACAGGGAAAGUAACUACAAAUGUUCACACUUACCAUUUUUGGGUUAAUUAAUGUACAUCAUUUGUUUCUCUUCACAGGGCCGGAACUAGGAGAUUCGUUAGGGGGGGCAAAGCCUAAUUUGCCGCCGCCCCCUCCUUACCAACAUUAUAAAAUACCCUUUUUCGUUAGAAGCGGUGGUUGAAAUGAUACCAUUCACUUAUACAUAAUUGAGAACCUUUAUUUAUCAAGUACUCUAAUUGGAAAACUAAUACAAUUACAUUUUUUAUUAUAAUGAAAUAGACUGUUAUCAAACUAUUGUUUAU
Bacillus rossius redtenbacheri is the source of this 8067-nucleotide messenger RNA. It is a transcript of the gene Hsl, whose product is annotated as hormone-sensitive lipase. The transcript is spliced from 11 exons. Lineage: Eukaryota; Metazoa; Arthropoda; Insecta; Phasmatodea; Bacillidae. Gene Ontology annotation, biological process: cholesterol metabolic process; triglyceride catabolic process. The record is from RefSeq and is a predicted model, not a curated record. Bases 396 to 2696 code for a protein of 766 amino acids. Gene Ontology annotation, cellular component: cytosol. Gene Ontology annotation, molecular function: triacylglycerol lipase activity; sterol ester esterase activity.